CUUUCCUGCCUAUAUGAUCAUGACAGAUUUGAAUUUUCUAUUUUAUGCUCUCGCUGGCUAUGGGUUUAAGGGCAGCUGAAUAAAGUCAUGGGAUCACACGAGAGUAAUAAAGCAGACAGUACCCCAGUUGUCAUCGCCCUCCUCUUCAUAUGGAUCAUACUUGUUUUGGCUUUUUUGUACUUUUAUAAAAAACUUAACACGGACACGAAUGGACAAUACACCGUCCAGCGCAUAGUCUUCGCCCCUGGCGGCCUACGGGAUCGAUUGAGACAAGGAGUCGGGGCUGUGGAAAACAGACUCGGUGUCCACAUUUGGCCCCAACAGCGUGAUGACGAGGAGACCAUAGGAGGUCCUGACAAAGAGGAUGAGGGGGGUGAAGGUCAGGACAAACAGAAUGACAGUUACACGGAGGAGGGAGAGCAACAGGAACAUGAUGAUGACAGGGAUGAUUCUUCAGAUGACUACUCCAGCGUUGACCUGAGGGAGAGGGCAAAGAUGCAGGUGGAAAAGAAAGAAGAUGAUAAAGCUGAGGAAGACAAGGAGAAAUUGAAGGAGGAGGAAGCAGCAGCGGCAGGAAAGGAGGAGAAAAGUGAAGAAGUGAAGAAUGCAGAGAAAGUGGAAUUGCUUGUUGAUCUGAAGCCAUUUACAGGUAGUGCAAUUUGGUCUGAGGAGAACAAAGAUGGAAAUGACUUGACUGCUUUGUGAAAAGCACAGAGACAUUGCUUUUGAAUUUAAUAGACGGGAAAUAAGGUGGCUUGGUCCAGUGGGAGGCACAAAACUUUUUUUAGAACUAUGAGUCAAUUCAAGCCUUUAAAAGCCUGGCAUAUUCAUUUCUUUAUGUAAAAUAUUAUUUUGAUCAUUGGACAACAUUUUUUUUUUUACUUUUUUUUUUACGUUUUCAUGUGUGUGUUUUUUAAUCAUAUUUGAUACAUCAAACAUUGGCUGAUAUUUAUAUGGAAAAAGUAUAGCGUGUAAUGUAAAUCAGUGAGAUGUUUAUAAUAGUUUAUAGGACUACACAUAUAAUGUAAUGCAAUAUAAUGAUGAUUGAGAUUUGUACAAAUAAACAUUCUUCGAAA
Molecule: messenger RNA, 1076 nt
Organism: Carassius carassius (crucian carp)
Lineage: Eukaryota; Metazoa; Chordata; Actinopteri; Cypriniformes; Cyprinidae
Product: high mobility group nucleosome-binding domain-containing protein 5-like
Exons: 2
Coding region: 88-705 (205 amino acids)
Cellular component (GO): plasma membrane
Source: RefSeq, a predicted model, not a curated record